This is a messenger RNA of Oryctolagus cuniculus (rabbit), 7880 nucleotides long. It is a transcript of the gene CNKSR2, whose product is annotated as connector enhancer of kinase suppressor of Ras 2. Gene Ontology annotation, molecular function: protein binding. Gene Ontology annotation, biological process: regulation of signal transduction. NCBI's taxonomy places the organism in Eukaryota, Metazoa, Chordata, Mammalia, Lagomorpha, Leporidae. The record is from RefSeq and is a predicted model, not a curated record. Gene Ontology annotation, cellular component: cytoplasm; membrane.
CAGUGCCACGACCCUCGGCAGCUCCAGCCUAGAACUGAAGCUCCGCUGGGACGAAGACCCGAGCGGAGCUAAGGGGGCAGCAGCAGCCGCGUUCUCAGCGGGGGCAGAGCAGACCCAGUGCGGAGCCGCCACCCAGGCGCGUUGCUCUCCUGGUCGCGUCUCCCAGCACUGCUGCCCGCCUUUGGCUAACAGUGCAGCCGCGAGACUCGACACACAAAAGCGGCUUUCUCCGCGCAGCCCGCCCAGUGAGGCUGCGGCCAGCAAGGGACCCCACCUGAGGGUGGCUUGGGCUGCUGACUUCGUUUUGUGUUUGAGCUCCGCGCCCCGCACGGAACCGACCCAGUGCCUAUGGCUCUCAUAAUGGAACCGGUGAGCAAAUGGUCUCCGAGUCAAGUAGUGGACUGGAUGAAAGGUCUUGAUGACUGUCUGCAGCAGUACAUUAAGAACUUUGAGAGGGAGAAAAUCAGUGGGGACCAGCUGUUGCGCAUUACACAUCAAGAGCUAGAAGAUCUGGGAGUCAGCCGCAUUGGCCAUCAGGAACUGAUCUUGGAAGCAGUUGACCUUCUGUGUGCACUGAAUUAUGGCUUGGAGACAGAAAAUCUGAAAACCCUUUCUCACAAGUUGAAUGCAUCUGCCAAAAAUCUACAGAAUUUUAUAACAGGAAGGAGAAGGAGUGGCCAUUAUGAUGGGAGGACCAGCCGAAAAUUGCCAAAUGACUUUCUGACUUCAGUUGUGGAUCUGAUUGGAGCAGCCAAGAGUCUACUUGCUUGGUUGGACAGGUCACCAUUUGCUGCUGUGACAGACUAUUCAGUUACAAGGAAUAAUGUCAUACAGCUCUGCUUGGAAUUAACAACAAUUGUGCAACAGGAUUGUACUGUAUAUGAAACAGAGAAUAAAAUUCUUCAUGUGUGUAAAACUCUUUCUGGAGUUUGUGACCAUAUCAUAUCCCUGUCAUCAGAUCCUCUGGUUUCACAGUCUGCUCACCUGGAAGUGAUUCAGCUCGCAAACAUCAAACCAAGUGAAGGGCUGGGUAUGUAUAUUAAAUCAACAUAUGACGGCCUCCAUGUAAUUACUGGCACCACAGAAAAUUCACCUGCAGACCGGUGUAAGAAAAUCCAUGCUGGCGAUGAAGUGAUUCAAGUUAAUCAUCAGACUGUGGUGGGGUGGCAGUUGAAAAAUUUGGUGAAUGCACUACGAGAGGACCCGAGUGGUGUUAUCUUAACUUUGAAAAAGCGACCUCAGAGCAUGCUUACCUCAGCACCAGCUUUACUGAAAAAUAUGAGAUGGAAGCCCCUUGCUCUGCAGCCUCUUAUACCUAGAAGUCCCACAAGCAGCGUUGCUACGCCUUCCAGCACCAUCAGUACACCCACCAAAAGAGACAGUUCUGCCCUCCAGGAUCUCUACAUUCCCCCUCCUCCUGCAGAACCGUAUAUACCAAGGGAUGAAAAAGGAAACCUGCCUUGUGAAGACCUUAGAGGACAUAUGGUGGGCAAGCCAGUGCAUAAGGGAUCUGAGUCACCAAAUUCAUUUCUGGAUCAGGAAUAUCGAAAAAGAUUUAACAUUGUUGAAGAAGAUACUGUUUUGUACUGCUAUGAAUAUGAGAAAGGAAGAUCAAGUAGUCAAGGAAGACGAGAAAGCACUCCAACUUAUGGCAAGCUACGACCUAUAUCUAUGCCAGUGGAAUAUAAUUGGGUGGGGGACUAUGAAGAUCCAAAUAAGAUGAAGAGAGAUAGUAGAAGAGAAAACUCUCUACUUCGAUAUAUGAGCAAUGAAAAAAUUGCUCAAGAAGAGUACAUGUUUCAGAGAAACAGCAAAAAAGACACAGGGAAGAAGUCAAAAAAGAAGGGUGAUAAGAGUAAUAGCCCAACUCACUAUUCAUUGCUACCUAGUUUGCAAAUGGAUGCACUGAGACAAGACAUCAUGGGCACGCCUGUGCCAGAGACCACACUAUACCAUACAUUUCAGCAGUCCUCUCUGCAGCACAAAUCAAAGAAGAAAAACAAAGGUCCUAUAGCAGGCAAGAGCAAAAGACGAAUUUCUUGCAAAGAUCUUGGCCGUGGUGAUUGUGAGGGUUGGCUUUGGAAAAAGAAAGACGCAAAAAGUUACUUUUCACAGAAAUGGAAGAAAUAUUGGUUUGUCCUAAAAGAUGCAUCACUAUACUGGUAUAUUAAUGAGGAGGAUGAAAAAGCAGAAGGAUUCAUCAGUCUGCCUGAAUUCAAAAUUGAUAGAGCCAGUGAAUGCCGCAAGAAAUAUGCAUUCAAAGCCUGUCAUCCUAAAAUCAAAAGCUUUUAUUUUGCUGCUGAACAUCUUGAUGAUAUGAACAGAUGGCUUAACAGAAUUAAUAUGCUGACCGCAGGAUAUGCAGAGAGAGAGAGGAUUAAACAAGAACAAGAUUACUGGAGUGAGAGUGACAAGGAAGAAGCAGAUACUCCAUCAACACCCAAACAAGACAGCCCCCCACCCCCCUAUGAUACAUACCCACGACCUCCCUCUAUGAGUUGUGCCAGUCCUUAUGUGGAAGCAAAACACAGCCGACUUUCCUCCACAGAGACUUCUCAGUCUCAGUCUUCCCAUGAGGAGUUUCGCCAAGAAGUAACUGGGAGCAGUGUGGUGUCCCCCAUUCGCAAGACAGCCAGUCAGCGCCGCUCCUGGCAGGAUCUAAUUGAGACGCCACUGACAAGUUCAGGGUUACACUAUCUUCAGACUCUUCCUCUGGAGGAUUCUGUCUUCUCUGACUCCGUGGCCAUCUCCCCAGAACAUAGGCGGCAGUCCACUCUUCCAACUCAGAAGUGCCACCUACAGGAUCACUAUGGGCCGUACCCCUUAGCUGAGAGUGAGAGGAUGCAAGUGCUAAAUGGAAAUGGGGGCAAGCCUCGAAGUUUUACCCUGCCUCGAGAUAGUGGGUUCAACCACUGUUGUCUGAAUGCUCCAGUUAGUGCCUGUGACCCACAGGAUGAUGUGCAACCCCCGGAAGUAGAGGAAGAAGAGGAAGAGGAGGAAGAGGAGGAGGAAGAGGAAGAGGAAGGGGAGGCAGCAGGUGAAAACAUAGGAGAAAAAAGCUAAUACACUGCGAGAGUUGGUAGAACCUCUCCAUGCCAAAUCGGAUCCACUUCUGUUGGCACUCAACCCAUUGGACUCACAGAUUGAUAAGCUAAUGUUUAGAGAAUUUAGAUCGGAGAGAGUCGGCACGGCGCAGACUCAGCAUCAACCUCUUGCAAGCAACUAAAAUGGCCUCGUCCUUGCUGUUUAUAACAGAAAACAGACUUGUAAAAAGCUUAGAUCAUCAAGUGUUUUGGAUUGAGGGCCUCUCUAAAGGGAUAUUAAGAGGGGCAGGCCACUCUUAAGAAGAAUUCGAGCUUUCUGCAGUGGGACUAGCGUAAGAUCAAAGCCAAUCAAGAUGGAGCACAGUAACAGAAAACUGCCCUUUCUAUGGGAGAACAGAACGGGAAAGGGUCUUGACUGGGGAAGGGCUCUGUGUGGUGACCCCUCAGUUGUGUUCUCCUGACGUCAGGAAAAGAGAGGGAUCAGCUCCAAUAACUAGAAAAUACUGGCUGUUUAAUGGACACUUCGCUGACCUCUUUAAGGCAAAGCAGAGGAAUCAAAUUCUGUAUUAAGUGUAUUUUGCAUUUUUAAAGCUUGACGUGCUGUAUUGUACUAAAUUAAGUGUAAUCUAUUAAGGCAAGGUAUACACAACCUGCGCUGAAACUUACUAUGUUUAUUCUAUUAUGAAGUGUAUUCAGGUGCAACACAGAGACUGAUUUUGGUGACACUUAUGGAGAACAUUCCUCCUGCCAGGCUUCACUAGAUUCCUCAGCUAAAAUCCUAACUUUCUCCUUAUUUCUCGGCACUUGUAUCCAAGUGGUGUGUUGCCUCUUAGGCAGGCAUGAGCUAUUCUUUUCUGUACACUAUUCUGAAUUUGUAGGCUAUGGUUUUCCUUUUUGAAAAAGUAUUUUGUCUGAAUGUCUUUCGAAUCAGCUUCAGAUAUUAUUUAACACUAUGUAACUCGGUCCCCUAUGGCUCAAUAUUGCUUAUUUUUCUUUUGUAGUGGUGUGAAAUUUCCUUUAGUUGGAUAAGAUACAUUGUAAUGCUUUCAGUGCUAAUUGAUGGAUAUUUCAUACUGUGCAAUGAACAGAUAAUUUAACAUUGUAUUUUGAAAUGUUUUUUUCUUCCUGUCACCAUAGUGUGUGGUCUUGCAUAAUGUGAAUACCUGUAAAAAUAUAAAUUACUUAAAAAUAAAAACAUGACCAAUCGGUAUCAGAUCUUUUUAGAUAGCUAAAUAAUUUGCUAGAUAGCUAAAUAUUUGCUAAGUAUGCUUGAUAGUAAAUUUCUUUCUAAAGAGAAGUAAUCUAUGCUUCUUUCUCACAAAUGGAAUCUGUGUUGUGAAUAAAAUCACAUUGAUCUGCCUUACAAUUGCCUCUGUGCUCUAACCAUUUUAAUGUGUUUUUUAGGUGUACAUAUAAAAAUGAUGGUUAUGGUAUGUAGAAAUCCAUCAAAAACCAUUUUAUUGGCAUUUAAUAUUGAUGGAACUGUGUUGGGUCGUUAUGCCUGUUUAAGUCAUAGUAAAUUUUAUGAUCCGAAGAAUUUUAGUUUUUUCUCAUUAAGGAAUAUGGUGAAUCUACUUUUUAAAUAUAAUCAACUCUUAUCUUUGGUUUGAACAUUUCCCCUUUAUGAAUUCCUGCCCAAGAGCCAUGUAACUUGACCUCCAUAUCUCUAUUAGUUGAAUUUUCUAAUUUCUGGGGGUGAAUCUGGACUUUGUCACUAAUGUUUAUGAGUGUCCACCGAAGAACCUUCCAUUCUUUGGGUCAGUAAAUCAGUGCUAAGGACAGCAAGAUUUUUCCAUCUGAAUUGUCAUAAAAACUACUUGUAAUACUCUGAAAAUUCAACCACUGACAUAUAUUUGUAUCAUCAAGUCACAUGAUUUGACAUAAAUUACAUGCCAGGAGAAAAAAGUGUAGAGUAGACUUUAGUUCUUGCUCUUUUGUCAUAUCUUUAUGGAAGUAAGCUUUACUGUCAUUAAAAAAAACAAGGACUUAUAUACACCAGAGUCGGCCAUGCUUGAUUUUGACAAAGCAUAUCAUCAUUCUUACAAAGGUGACUUUACAUGUUCUUCAGAAAAUACAUAGCAAUAUUGGUGGAACCACUCAAACUGUACUUUAAAAAAAAAAGGUUUUUUCAUCAUUGCAUUGAUUUUAUCAGAGAAAUUAUUACCUAAUAUUAAUGUGUGGGCAUUGUUAUUUUGCCUAAAAGAAAGUAAAUUCUUCUAAUUAUGAAAUAAGCAGUUGAAUACAGAGGGAAGAUUAAAAGCCAGCUUUUAAAUCAUAUACUUUGUUCUGAUGUAAUUGUCUCCUCCCCCUAGUUUUACAAUGCUAGCCAUGGCUGUCCAGUUGACUUAUACAUUAGACUGAAUUAAGAGUGCUAGCAUUUAAUUAUAAAACAAUUCAAAUUUCAUCAUUUUUAGCAUAAAACCUAGAAGAAUACUAAAUUAGAAGUUUGUUACCUUAUAUAUAAAUAAAUUUCCUUAUGGUGUGUUAGUAAGUUAAUAUUCAUAGAAAAUAUUCCCGUGGCCUCAAUGCAUAUGUUAAUUGCCCUUUGUGAUAAGAAUAGUGUUCCACAUACUUGAUGUCAUUUGCCUGGAAGCCUUAAAACACUCUGUGGUUCUACAAGAAUGAAUGCAUCUAAGAUUUGACUGGUGACUAAUUCGGCUAUGUCCUGCAUUCUCCCAUUUGUGAUUCAACCUUUUCCAACCUUCUGUGUUUAUUACACGGCUGUGUUGUGGAAAGAACAACUGUUUCCACUAGGACAUCACUGUCCAAUUUUAAAAGAGCACAGUUCCCUUCCAAAAUAUGUACCAAAACACAUUAUCCAUUAUUGAUUUUAAUUCUUCAAGAGCCGAACUGGUAUAUUCAUUUGUUGUUGUUUUUUUUUUUUUUUUUUUUUACUCUCUUUCAACAUUGUCAUCUCAGGGGCAGGGAAAUGGGGAGGACACUAGAGUGAAAUUUUAGGUUGCCAAGUUUUUAUUCAUCUCCCUUUAACAUUCACCAAAGAAAUAUGAACGAUAUGAUACAAUUGACUGUCCUAAUAGUUUUGCAGUCUCCUGAUAGGGAACCCUCUUUAGAGUGCUUUGUACAUAAAAUACAGAAAAUCCUCACUCCAUUUGAAUGUGCUGGGUUCACAAGGCAAUGUGCCACAUAGGAGAAAGGGAAAUGCAAACCUGAGUGACACAAAUUCCACUCAUGGCAAAGUCACAUUCUAGGUCUCUGAAGGACAAUACACAGGGUCUUAUUAGGUAUAGGAAGAAAAAAAAUUGGAAUUUCUCCUUAGGUUUCAUAUUUAAUCCUUUUGAAUCACUUUCUGAUGUUUUGGAGCAUCUAUGUCAUAUAAAGUAACACAUAUGUUAUAACUAGGGGAUGGUACACAAUCCAAAAAAACUGAUCUUGGAAGGAAAUACAUCACCCAAGGACUCUACAGUAGUUGAGAAAUGUGUCUUCAUCUUCUAGUAGGCAAUUUGCAAUAGGUUUCAACAACUUAGUAAAAAAAAAAAAAGAGAACCUACUUUUUUUCAUUAGCUGAUCUUUCCUGUAUCACCAACUACCUAGAAAUCACAUGCAUUCUGAAAGAAUCAACUUAUGAUGCUCAUUACCUUCCUAGAUUCACAGUAUUCCAUAGUGGAGCACAAUAUGAAGGAGGCAAUACAGAGGAUCUCCUUUCACCCCUGCCAAGUAUGACAUAGCCAGAAAUGACCCCUCCCUUGGCACAGAAUACAAGAUAUUGCAUCAAAAACUCAAUUGUGAUCUUCAAGUGUAUUAGUCCAUGAAAUUUUGUAUAGGAAAGGAAACUUUAUAUGUAUUCUUUGGUUUGCUGAAAUUGGAAUAAAAAGUAUGUAAUCUGACACAGGACUAAUUUAUAUGUUGUAAAUAUAAUUUGGGGGAAGUUUAUUCCUGCAAAGUCCCAGAUUUCCUGAAUAAAUUAGAUACAUAUUAAAAUAUCCUUAUAGCAGUAAUACACAGCCUCAUUAGGAAUCACAGAAGGUUCCUGAAUAAGUCCUGUGAUUUGGGUGUGGUCUCCCACACUUUGCCGACUUUCAGAAAACAUUCAUUCAAAUUGCAAAAGAGCUGGUUUUCAGUCAGUGUUCCAAUGGUUGAACUGGCACAUCGAACAAAAUGCAAUCAGGAAGCAGACCUCACCAAGUGCUUGCCUCCUCUUCCAAAGCAAGCCUCUCCUCAAAGAAGAAAAACAAGGGUUGAUAAAGGACAGAAGGCCGAAGAAAAAUGAGAAGGAGAUGAAGAAGAGGGCAAAAAGAGAAGAAAAUAAAGGUGCUUUCAUAUUUUCAGUUGCCACAGUAGCCUCAAUUGACUUAAUUGGUAUUCUUCUGAGAAAAAUCAAGGAAACCAAUUGAAAAUUAUAAAAGAAAAUAAAGGUCUGUUUUUGUCUUAAAUGUUGAGUUCUGUGUUGUUUUGACUGUUGAGCACAGUGAAUCAGAUUUAUAAUGUGACUCUGCCCCUCACUCCCUUCCUUUGAAAAUAAAAGGACUCUUUGUCUAGUGUUAAAAUGUUAAAUAAUUGGUGGCAUUUUGUGGUAGCCUGGAAUCUCAGUCCCUCAUCCUUACUCAUCCCACUACUGUGUCUUGUGCAGUGUUGCAUAUGUGUAUGAUGUGUAGUGGUUUGAGGGGGUGCGUAUCUCUGAUAAGAGCCACAAUAUCCCAUUACUAGAAAAUGUUUCUGUGUUCUGUCUCAUUGUGAUUCCUUGUUCACAUGUGCUGCCCAGAGAUAAAUCCAUACUCAAUUCUUCUUACAGCUGUCAAAGCAGAUUUUUUGUAGAAUUAUGUUACCUUUUAGUUCAAGAAGGGGGAGGGAGUUCCAGUUGAUAUUUUUAAUAGCUGU